UGAUUUUAGCGAAGUCAAACGUCUUGGUCCCGCUACACCACACUAAGAUAUUUUUUCAGCUGAGUACCCCCUUCACCGGCACAAAACAUUUUGGGGAGAAAAAUAAAGAAAUAAUAUGAAUAAUAUAUGUGCGUUCUAUUUGGCAGCGUAAACACGAACAUUAAAAGGGUCACGUUCUAACCACUUGUCCUUUUUCUUUAUUUUCUAGAGCUGGUUUUACUGGGGGUGGUGCUGGUGCUACUGGGGGUGGUGGUGCUACUGGAAAUGGUGGUGCUACUGGAGGUGAUGGAAGGAGAAGCCCGCCUCGAGAUAAAGUCAAGAUUUGCCUGUUCUUCCUCGAAGGCAACUGUAUCCACCCCAGAGAAAAAUGUUUCGGAGCCCAUUACAGUCUGCCUUACAGCUGGGAAGUUCUGGAGGGCAAUCAGUGGACGCUGCUGGAUAGCUCAGAGAAGAUAGAAGAGGAUUACUGUAACCCCAAAAAAACAUAUAGCACGGUCGAUGUAGAAGCGGUGUGCUUUGGCACCAUGACGUGUGGACUCCAGAAGGCCAGGCGUCUCUCCUCCAUCUCCUCAGUCCUCAUGCCUACCCUCCUACUCGCCACUGAGUGGCUCUGGUACUGGGAGGAAGGGAAUGGGAACUGGAACCAGUACGAUUCACCGCCCAACAGCAGCACAGAGCUGGAGCAGAAGUUCCAGAACGACCCCCAGGAGGUGGUGGAGUUCACCGCAGGGUCCCAUGCCUACACACUCAGCCUCCAGGACAUGAUCCAGACCAAUAAGAGACACGGCACCAAGAGGCUGGUGAGGCGACGGCCUCGCUUCCUGUCCUCUGACGACGUGCAGGACAUCAGGACAAGGUGCGUUCCACCUGGAGGACGGACGAGAAGAGAAGUCAAAUGUCUUGGUCCCGAUACACAAGUGGCUCUCAAACUCUUUCUACUAGUACGGGUGAUCCCGAUGGAAGUCCCGGAUGAGCGAGGCAUCCAGAAUACGACUCCGGGGAACCCAGGAGAGCUCCUCAGGACCAUACCCCUCCCAGUCGACGAGGUAUUGGUGACCACGGCCGCGGCGUCGUACCUCCAGAUGGGUGGAGUGGGGGCGGAGCGGAGAGAGACAACGGGCUGGUGGAGACGGGCUUGA
This is a messenger RNA of Gadus morhua (Atlantic cod), 1139 nucleotides long. RefSeq names its product zinc finger CCCH-type antiviral protein 1-like. The record is from RefSeq and is a predicted model, not a curated record. The transcript is spliced from 7 exons. Gene Ontology annotation, molecular function: zinc ion binding; NAD+ poly-ADP-ribosyltransferase activity. The coding region runs from base 525 to 1139 and encodes 204 amino acids. Gene Ontology annotation, cellular component: nucleus. NCBI's taxonomy places the organism in Eukaryota, Metazoa, Chordata, Actinopteri, Gadiformes, Gadidae.